AUGUAUCCAACUAUAAAAAAGCAAUUAAUUUCCAUAUUACACAGAGGAUCGAUGAGCGUCGCAGCGCAACUUCAAGACUUUGAGGUAUUUAAUGUGAACCCAGACCCUAAUGAAAUUAUGGUAAGAAACCAAAAACCCAUUGAACAAGGUACAAUUGGGUUCUUUUCACUCUACAGAUAUGCAAAUUGGGUGGACAUAUUUUUAUUUGUUUUUGGCACGUUUGGUUCAUUUGCAUCAGGAGCGCUUAAACCCUUGACAACUUUAGUAUAUGGGGAUUUAGUGGAUGUUUUUGCAUUUCGAGUAAAUGAGGAUAUCAUUUCAAUGCCGUUAGAAGAACAAGUCAAAUACAAUUAUCAAUUAGAAGAAACUAUUUCAUCAUCCAUUGAUACUUUAUGUCUAAGAAUGCUUCUCUUUGGUUUAAGUGAAGGUGUAGGAUACUUUAUUCUAAAAUUCUGCUUCUUUGUUGUUUCAGAACGACAAGGCAUCAAAAUUAGACUGCUUUAUAUGCGCUCUUUAUUAAGACAGGACUCUGCUUGGUAUGAUUUCCAAGAAGCUGGAGAGUUAACAACUAAAAUCACAAGUGAUGUGAAAACCAUAUCAGAUGCUAUGUCUCCAAGAUUUGGUGCACUCUUCCAAACAGUAGGUACGUUAUUGUCUUCGUUUGCUCUUGGCUUUGCAAAGUGUUGGGACUUAGCACUUGUGUUAGUUGCGAUGAUGCCAUUUAUCAUGAUCAUUUUGUUCUUUCUGGAAUUUGGUGUUUCUAAAUUGACUCAAAAAGCCGAUAAAUACACAACAAGUGCAGGUGGACAAGCGGAGUCGACCAUUGGCAACAUCCGCACCGUACAAUAUUUAAAUCAAGAAAACAACUUUGCGUCGUCUUACAAUGACAAGAUGAACAAGGCUGAAAAGUUUUUAUACAUCAGAGGAAGUCUAACUGGACUUGGGAUAGCAGUUGCAAUGUUCAUUAUGUUUGGUUCCUUUUCACUUGGGUCAUGGUACGCUUCAAUGAUCAUAAGAGGACAUGGCGGGUCUAAAAAUACAUCGGCUGGUACUGUUAUGACAGUCUUCUUCUCUAUUAUUACAGUGAUGCAAAUGUUGCCGACUAUUGGAACACCACUUGAGUUGCUUUCUAAAGGAAAAACAGCGGCAUUUCGAAUAUACAAUACCAUUGAUAGAAUACCAAAUAUCGACACUAAAGAUAAUUCAGGAAAAAAGCCUGAAACAUGCGAUGGAGAAAUUGUGUUUGAAGAUGUGCAAUUUAGUUACCCAAGUCGACCUGAAAAAACCAUUUUGAAUGGACUUGAUUUGACAAUUGAAAAAGGAAAGACAGUGGCUCUUGUUGGAGAGUCUGGCUGUGGGAAGAGUACUACAAUACAGUUGAUUCAACGAAUGUAUGAAAUCAGUGGCGGGUCGAUAAAAAUAGAUAACACCAAAAUACACGAAUUGAAUGUCAACUGGCUAAGAAGCCAAAUUGGGAUAGUUGGACAAGAGCCUGUGUUAUUUAACUGCUCUAUUAAAGACAACAUACUUCUUGGGGCAAAAGAAGAUCAAAAAGUGGCAGAUGAUGAUAUCAGUGAAGUCUGCAAAAUGGCGAAUGCAAGUGACUUUAUUAAUAAAUUACCAAAUAAGUAUGACACCCUUGUUGGUGAUAGAGGGGCACUUCUAUCUGGUGGUCAAAAGCAGCGAAUUGCAAUUGCAAGAGCUUUAAUAAAGAAUCCACAAAUUUUACUAUUAGAUGAGGCUACAAGUGCACUCGACACACAAAGUGAAAAAGUUGUGCAAAAUGCCUUAGAAAAGGCUGGUAAAGGUAGAACAACAAUAAUUGUCGCACAUCGACUUUCAACAGUGAGAAAUGCAGAUUUGAUUUGUGUGUUCCAUCAAGGAGAAAUAGUAGAGAAAGGGACACAUAACGAAUUAAUGGAUUUAAAAGGGACUUACUACAACUUAGUCAAACGGCAAUCUUUAGAAGAAGAGGCGGAUCAAGACGACGUUGAUCAAAAGGUGAAAGAAUCCAUGACAUUAAAAGACAACAAAGUUGAAGAUUCUCCUCUUUCUGAUGAUAUUAAAAAUGUUAACGAAGAAAACGAUGAAAAAGUUGAAGUAAUAGCUGAUGAAGAAAACGUCCGAAUCAAACAAGAGAGAAUUGAAAAGGAACAAAAAACACUGAAAACUUCGAAUCGAUUUUCACUGUUUAAAGUGGUGGUUGAAAACAUUAAGAAAGACCCAAUUGCAUUUACCAUUGGUGUUUUGGGUGCACUUGGUGGGGGUCUUGUGAUGCAGUUUUUCAUGUUGGGGUAUAUUGACGCGUUGGUCUAUUUGCUAGAGAUCAACCCGACGACUCCAGCAAACAGUCCGUUACUCCAAAAUUUCUAUGACAAAUUGUUAGAACUUUUCUUAUAUUCGAUAGGGAUGUUAUUCACUAUAUAUUUCUAUGCUGGACUGUUACUAUCAUCCAAAGAAAAAUUGAGUAUUCGAAUAAAAACAAUGUUGUAUUCAAACUUGUUACAACAGAAUGUCGAGUACUUUGAUAGAAAGGAAAAUUCGUUAGGAUCAGUGAUGAACAAGUUAAAUAGUGACACCAACUACGUCGUUGGGAUCACUGGAGACAACUUGGGAAAUGUUUUUGAAAUUCUGUCUGAGUUUGUGAGUGGUGUUGUAAUUGGGAUGUACUAUGAUUGGCGGCUUGGGUUGUGUUCAUUGGCCAUAUUUCCAAUUUUAGUGUUCUUUAUGUACAUGGACGGAUACUUAAAUUCAGAACAAAGUUCGCCAGCAAUUAAAGCUUAUGAGAAGUCUGGAAACACCUUAAUAGAAGCAAUUGAAGCUAUUAAGACAGUUCAAUCACUUGGCAAAGAGAAGUUCUUUUAUAUGAAAUAUGCAGAGAGUCUUGAAAAUCCAAGAAAAGGGAUUUUCAAGUGGGGAUUCUUUUUGGCGUUUUUUGAGGCAGUAAACAACGUGGUAUAUGGUACAAUCGACUCGUAUAUGUUCUACGUUGGAUUUAAAAUAGUCAAAAAGCGAUUUAAUUAUCAACAAGAGUAUAUAGGAUUUAUGCAACAAGUUGUGAAUGAGUAUUCUAUCAUGCAAAAGGGGACGUAUCCUGUUAUAUCUGCUUCUAUGUCAUGCAUUCGAAUUGGUCAAAUUAUUCCAGAAAUGGGAAAGGCGCAAGGAGCAGCCAAAAGGAUAUUUGAUAUCAUUGAUAGAAAAAAUGAUAUUGUGGAUAUAGACCAAAUUACAAGUUCAAAGAGUGACAAAUCAAAUGAAAAGUACGAACAAUUUGAAGACAAAAAUUCGCCUAAAAUUGAAGAAUACAAAAUUGAAAAGAAUUUAAAAAUUGACGAAGAAAUUGGAGGGAAUUUGUCGUUCAAAAAUGUGUAUUUCAGAUAUCCAACACGACCAGAAAAUAGCGUCUUAAAAGGUCUUGAUUUUACUGUUCAGAAAGGGAAGACUGUUGCUUUAGUUGGAGCUUCUGGCUGUGGAAAAAGUACUACAAUACAACUGAUAGAGAGAAUGUAUGACACAACUUUUGGAACAAUCGAAAUAGAUGAUAAAGAUAUUAAAACACUUCCACUCCAUAAAUUAAGAGAAAGUAUUGGAAUGGUCGGACAGGAGCCCGUGUUGUUUAGUGAAUCGAUAUUGGACAACAUUAAACGAGGAAGUUCAGACAAAGUCUCUAUGGAAAAGGUCAUUGAAAUAAGCAAAAUGGCUAAUGCACACGACUUUAUUAGCGCACUUCCUGAAGGAUAUAAUACACUUGUUGGUGAUAGAGGAAGUCAGAUGUCUGGUGGACAGAAACAGCGAAUUGCAAUUGCAAGAGCUCUAAUUCGAAAUCCAAAGAUUUUGUUGUUGGAUGAGGCUACAAGUGCACUCGACAGUGUAUCGGAAAAAGUUGUGCAAAGUGCAUUAGAAAAUGCAAGUAAAGGAAGGACAACAGUUGUAAUUGCACAUCGACUUUCAACAAUUCAAAAUGCAGAUGAAAUUUGUGUUGUUAUUCGUGGUAAAAUUGCUGAGAGAGGAACACAUGAAGAGUUAAUGAAAAUGAAAGGAUUUUAUCAUGCUUUGGCAUCUCAGCAAUUUGGUACUAAUGAUUGA
This is a messenger RNA of Entamoeba invadens IP1, 4086 nucleotides long. Its product is annotated as multidrug resistance protein, putative. Lineage: Eukaryota; Evosea; Mastigamoebida; Endamoebidae. Gene Ontology annotation, cellular component: membrane. The transcript has 2 exons. The coding region runs from base 1 to 4086 and encodes 1361 amino acids. Gene Ontology annotation, biological process: transmembrane transport. Gene Ontology annotation, molecular function: ATP hydrolysis activity; ABC-type transporter activity; ATP binding. The record is from RefSeq and is a predicted model, not a curated record.